AUGCUCUCUUCUACCAUUAUUGCCGGUCUCUUCCUUGGCCUUGCACAGAUUCCUGGUAGUGUUGCUCAGCCAUUCAUUUCUGACAACUCUACGGAUAUCAUCAUUACACAUGUUGCCUCUGAUUUCUUCCCAAAUGCCAAGGGCGACUUGAGCCCCUUCGACGUGGAUGUCCAAUACGUUGGCUAUGACGCUGAUACUCGGCUCUGGCUCACUGCCCUGGAGCCUGGUUCGGGCACCACUGACAAGGAAAAGGCUGUCUUACUGACUGAGGCGGCCUACGCCAAAAAGUUUGAUGAGAGUGACUCAGACAUGGUUGAAGAUGUCAGUGCUUUGUUGGCCGCCGUGGCUGGUAAUACAAGCUCCCUCGAGAAGCGUGCUGGUUCUAGCUAUAGUCUGAGCGCACGUCACGCGAUCAACUGGGGCAAAUGUGCCGCUGCUUUGUCCUGCCUAUCGGGCACGACGUGUCGCUUUAACCUUAAUAUUGGCAGUGCUCCUCGCAGCCGCUGCGAAUCCCAGGGAGGAUCAAACUGUUGCAUCAGCUGGUCUACCUAUCAUGUCCGAGCCGGUUUCUUUUCCACUACCUGGACAUCAUGCAACAGCGAGGUCAAUGCGGAGAAGAAGGCGAGUGUCUCUUGCGAGGGUCAUGGCAGCUCCGCUCAGGGUGGCGAUGUUUGCCUGAGUGGCCGCGCCAACGGAUGUACCUGA
This is a messenger RNA of Penicillium atrosanguineum, 705 nucleotides long. RefSeq lists its product as uncharacterized. The coding region runs from base 1 to 705 and encodes 234 amino acids. The transcript has a single exon. The record is from RefSeq and is a predicted model, not a curated record. Lineage: Eukaryota; Fungi; Ascomycota; Eurotiomycetes; Eurotiales; Aspergillaceae.